Molecule: messenger RNA, 1150 nt
Organism: Hevea brasiliensis (rubber tree)
Lineage: Eukaryota; Viridiplantae; Streptophyta; Magnoliopsida; Malpighiales; Euphorbiaceae
Product: protein REVERSION-TO-ETHYLENE SENSITIVITY1
Exons: 3
Coding region: 335-1078 (247 amino acids)
Biological process (GO): response to ethylene; regulation of ethylene-activated signaling pathway
Cellular component (GO): Golgi apparatus; endoplasmic reticulum
Source: RefSeq, a predicted model, not a curated record
UUAAUUUUUUAUUAUUUCCCAUUUUUAGAAUUUUUAUUCUUUAUUAUUUUUUUCAAUCUAACCUGUCAUUAAAUAGGUCUUUAGCCUCCUUCUGUGCUUCUCUAUACACCAUGAACACAGCAGCCUUCAGCAACAGUCUCAACAAUUACCAGAAGAAAAGAAACGUUUCUUCUUCUUUUUCACACUUUCUUUUCUCUAAGGUUUCUUUGCUGAUUUUAUACAAGCCUGUUUAAUUUAUUUUGCCUCUUCGCCGCCUCUUUUUACCGGUACAUUAUGUCUGAGGGUGUAGCUUGACAUAUUUUAUGUUUCACCAUAGAAAGGUGCUGAAAUCCACAUGCAACGCGGAAGAUUUUCUGUUAUGGAUGUACAAGGAGCUUCUGAUAUUGAGCAUAUGAGUUCUACAUCAGGAUUUCAGCAUGAGUUGUGGCCACUAGAUGAAAUUGAUCCAAAUAAAGCCAAGUUUCCGUGUUGUCUAGUUUGGACUCCACUUCCAGUUGUCUCAUGGUUGGCACCUUUCAUUGGACAUGUUGGCAUUUGCAGGGAGGAUGGAACUAUCUUAGACUUUGCAGGAUCUAGUUUUGUGAAUAUUGAUAAUUUGGCUUUUGGUCCAGCGGCUAGAUGUCUUCAACUUGAUAGAAAUCAGUUGUUAAUCCAGUGUUGCUUUCCCCCAAACCUAGCUGGGCACACAUGCAAGCAUGGCUAUAUGCACACCGAGUAUGGGGCUGCAAUCACAUGGGAUGAUGCUCUUCAGUCAAGCGUGUGUCACUUUGAGCAUAAAACCUACAACCUUUUUACAUGUAACUCUCAUUCAUUUGUUGCCAACUGCCUGAAUCGACUCUGUUAUCGUGGUUCAAUGGGUUGGAACAUGAUAAAUGUGGCGGCUCUUAUACUGUUCAAGGGACAUUGGAUCAACUGGAAGUCAAUAAUCAGAUCAUUCUUUCCUUUCACAGUGGUUCUCUGCCUGGGUAUUGUUUUUGUUGGCUGGCCCUUUCUAAUUGGGCUAUUUUCAUUCUCCUUCCUUCUCAUGGUGUGGUUUCUCACAGGUACUUACUGCAUGAAAAACCUGUUAGAGUGCUAGAACUUUUGUAACUAAUGUCAAAGGUUUGUUUUUGAGAAGAAAGCUGAAUCGAUAGUCUCGCUUGUUUUAGAA